Molecule: messenger RNA, 2417 nt
Organism: Galendromus occidentalis (western predatory mite)
Lineage: Eukaryota; Metazoa; Arthropoda; Arachnida; Mesostigmata; Phytoseiidae
Gene: SCaMC
Product: Short Calcium-binding Mitochondrial Carrier
Exons: 6
Coding region: 130-1539 (469 amino acids)
Biological process (GO): transmembrane transport
Molecular function (GO): calcium ion binding
Source: RefSeq, a predicted model, not a curated record
CCCAGCCGCUGUGUGUGCUCCGCUGGAAGGAGACGAUUUGGAGUGAAAGAUAGCGAAAAAUUAACCCGAGUUCGUUCAUUGUGCUGGAUAUUUGAUGCAGUGCCUGACUCGACGCCUUGGUCGACUGCGAUGAAGUCAGCGGAUUCCAGGCAGCAUGAGCUCACACUGGAAACGGAGCGCCGACUCGAGGAUCUUUUUGAGAAGCUUGACGUUAAUGGAGAUGGUCGAAUCGACGUCUCUGACCUCACAGAGGGCUUGCAGAAGCUCGGGGUCCCUCAUUCGUCGAAUAUGGCGAUGAAGUUCAUCGAGUCCUCCGAUCUGACCCGCGAUGGAGUGGUGGAUUUCGCCGAGUUCGCGCAGUAUGUGCGAGAGCACGAGAGAAACCUUAAAUUGGUUUUCAAUCGCAUCGACGAGAACGCCGACGGUCACAUCGAUGAACAGGAGAUAAUUUCAUCCUUCUGGAAAAUGGGGAUCAAGAUUGAUCAGACCGAAGCUCACAGAUUGCUCCGUCGAAUGGACACGGACGGUUCCCUUACAAUAAAUUAUGAAGAAUGGCGAGACUACCUCCUGUUCCAUCCUGCAUCGAACCUCCAUGAUAUCAUAUCGCUUUGGAGGCAUCACUCGACCAUCCUCGACGUGGGCGAGGACUCAUUAGUUCCGGAUGAUUUCACUGAGGCUGAAUUUCGGGAAGGAAUCUGGUGGCGACAUCUGGUUUCAGGAGGAAUUGCUGGAACAGUUUCAAGAACCUGCACGGCACCUCUGGACAGAAUCAAGGUAUUCCUCCAAGUUCACGGGAAAGAAUGUGGUACGGUUAAAAACUGUUACAAGCAAAUGAUAGCAGAGGGCGGACGGAAAUCAUUAUGGAGAGGGAAUGGCGUGAACGUAAUGAAAAUCGGUCCAGAGUCCGCCAUCAAGUUCCUAGCAUACGAGAAGGCCAAACAAAUCAUUCGGGGCGAUGAGCAGAGGGAUGUCACACCAAUGGAGAGAUUCUGCGCCGGUUCCAUAGCCGGCUCGACUGCGCAGACGAUCAUCUAUCCGAUGGAGGUCUUGAAGACACGAUUGGCUCUGAGGAAAACUGGACAGUAUAAUGGGAUUUUCGAUGCCGCACGCAAGAUAUUCCGUCAGGAGGGCCUCUCUUCAUUCUACAGGGGUUAUGUGCCCAAUCUGCUCGGAAUCAUUCCGUAUGCCGGCAUCGACCUCGCCGUGUACGAGACGCUCAAGAAGCUUUACAUAAGUGAGCGGGGCUUGAGCGAGGAUCCCAGUGCAUGGGUCAUGGUCGCUUGUGGCACAACAUCCUCGACUUGUGGUCAAAUCGCGAGUUAUCCCCUGGCGUUGGUCAGGACACGGCUACAAGCCGCCGAUCCCUCACUACCUCGGCACUCAUUUGGGAAAAUGCUGUACGAGAUUGUCGUCAACGAAGGUCCCCGAGGACUCUAUCGGGGGAUCGCGCCGAACUUCAUGAAAGUCGCACCUGCAGUUUCUAUCAGCUACGUCGUAUACGAACACGUGCGGAAGGCCCUCGGAGUGGAAAUGACGUGAACGCUCCGUAUAAGUGUCCGUAACUGAAGCGUAUGUUAAUCUCUCGAAUGUUCGUCGGAAUAUCAUUGUUCGUAUACUUUCUGCCGCAUUAUUGUGCUAGCAUUAUCAAGAAUUUGAAAGUCAGGUCGCGAGGCUGAUCGCUUCGACAAGUGCUGUGAUAUCGACUCUCUCUAGUACAUUGCCCAGGACCUCCGGUCCUAGAGUGCUCUGGGAGAUAAUCGAGAAACCGAUUGAAGGUUCUGCUGGUUUUUGAACGUAUCUUGUAUAAGUUCGGCGACAGAAUGACAGGCCGAAUCCUGAAAACGUCCUCCCGCGAUUUAGGUAUCAUCAUCAACUAAUUUAGUACAUAAACAAUCAUCGCGAUGAAGCUCUGGAAGACAGACGCAUGUAGGAGACGAAUGGAUUCGUGGAGGAGUCAUCCGACGGCGGGGAAUUUCGUGAUAGAUAGACGAAUUUUUCGACACGGAACAGAAGCUUAUUCAGCUUUGCCAAAGGAUUUGCUAAUUGCAAAAUAUCACGUGAUUGCUUUUUUUAUAUCGGAAACCGUCGCUACGGAGCUGAUCCCGCGAGGACUCUACGAUCGCUACUGUGCGCGGCUCUUUCGGCAUGUUUCGCUCUUCGAACAAACUAGUUCGAUUGAUCUAAAUCUAGACAAACGAGAAGAGAUAUCACCUUCGCUCGGACGAGAUGCGCGGAGAGCUUCAUCGUUGCAAGGAGAAUGAUCGAAGUGAUGGACAUCGUAGAAUAGGAAAAUUGGUGGAAGUCAUCUCUCGUUGAUGAACCUCCUUAUACACGGGUUUCGCGCCAAGGUUUCUGUCAGCGAGAAAGCUCUAAGUUACCAUAUUGCUUGCCCGAUGGCGAAUAAAACUGAACGUUUC